GGUUAACCAAAAGCGGUUAAGAUAUCAAAAGCGUGCCCACCCCUUGGUCCUCAGCCAAUCGGCCAUUCCCUCUGUGGAUCACCGAUAUCAAUUCCUUCUAUCGUGACCUCCUCCGAUCCCACACCGGCAGAGAUUUUAUAACCGCUUCCAUGGAUACCCCGCCAGCCUCGUCAACCUACAUAUCGGAAGACACCCCCCCCAAUUCUUGACUGAAGAGCAGUUUGACAGUAAAAUGCCUUAUGAACCAUCAAUGUCUGCUGAGAAAAGAGGAGCCUCUCCUGAGGCAUUAGCUGAAGAGGUACCAAAUCCGAAGAGAAUAGAACCAUCUGUAUUUGCUGCUUCAGGAGUGCCUCUCUAUGCUUCUUUUACUCAGCUUGUCAAUGAUCCAUCCAUCAAUAAUCUGGCUCAAGAACUAGCAGUAGAUCCGCAUCUUAUUCAGAUGGUAAAAGAUCUCCUGGAACCCCUCCAAAACGAUGGAAAUGAACAUGUUAUCUGCAAUCUUGAUGCCUGGAAACAAUUCGCAUCAUUGCAAAUUUGGCAAAAUCAAAAGCACUGUAGAGCAUUGAAUCAGUGUUUGCGACCAUGCCCACUUGAGACCGAUCCAAAGCAAGUUCAAGUGGCUCAACAAAUUGAAGAACAAAUGUCUUGUAUCAAGAAUAAUGCCUCUUUCAAACCUAUAUUAGGAGAUAGAGAGCCUGUUGCUAUGAUGAGGGCGGCAUUGAUAAUUUUGAUCACUUCUUGGAGUGGAAAAGAUGUGAUUGGGGAUCUGCCUGAACCAAUGAAUACGGAUGAGUUGUGUGACAGUGAUACUAGUUGUGAAUCUACAUCUCCUGACAGCGGCUGUGAUAGUGAAUAUAUGACAUCUCUUGACAGUGGCAAUGAUAGUGAAUCUACAACAUCUCUUGACAGUUGUUCCGAGGUAAAGUAUUACAAAAUCUUCUAAUUGCUCUUCCCUUAAAAAUUUAGGGCCUGUUUACUAACAAAAAUAUUUUUCUAUUUUCAUUUUCUGUUUUCAAGUCUUCAGUUUUCUGUUUUUCGUUUUCCAUUUUUUUGUUUUCCAAAUCAGAAAACAUGUUUACCAGUAGUUUUCAAUUUUUCAUUUCAUUUUUACCAAACAACGUUGACUUAAUAUUUGGAAAAAGAAAUGCACAUUCACAAACAUUUGAAAUAACACAAAAAAAAAUUAAUAUAAAUGUUUCCCAACAUUGAAAGUUCAAUAAGUGACAUGUUAAACAGAACAACAGUUGUACUUAAAUAUCUCAAACAUUAUAAUCAUCCCAUAUUCCAUUUGCAACACUUUCUCGAAUUUCGUGCAUUUGUUGUUGUUGAGACAUAUCAAAUUCAAGUGAUCCAUUUUCACUUGUACUUGUCUCCGUGUUAAAUAUCAUAUCAUCUUCCUCAUACUCCAAUAGCGUAUAACAUUCAUGGUUCAGGACUUCAGGUGCAAGACAAAUGCAAAAUCACAUAAUACGUAAGAAACACUUUCAAUGUUAAAGUGUUUUAAUAUAAAUGUUGGAUUCCCAGUAGCAUCUUUUUUUACCCGUUCAUAUAGCACAGUAAAAAAUAGUCUCUUUUUCAUCGGGACAUGUGGCAUCAUCUUUUUCUUCUUGUGUUAAACUCAUCUACCGCAACAAAUAUGGACACUCAUCUAUGGGAUAUACGGUACACAUAAAAUGAAGUAAACAAACUGGAAAGUUUGAUCCCAGGAAACGAAAUGUGCCCAGUGCAGAAACCUACACGGCCAAAUACUGCCCACUUUUGCCUUCGAGACAAAACUAAAAUACAAUUUCAGCUACAUGAAAAAUAGUUACUCUGUAUUACUCUUACUACUUUUUCGAAUACAAUCAAAGGAAAAAAGGUUGUUUAAUAUAUUAAAACGUAGUAUUGAAAAGUGGGCGUGCCCUUACUUUAUCCCAACCAGUAACUAUUAAUAAGAUAAAAGUGGCCUAAUUGCCCAUUUCUUUAUCCUAAGCAGUAAGUAACUAUUAAUAAGAUAAAAGUUGUCUGAAUUAUACUCAGAAGUCAGAUCCGUACAGAUUUCGGAACAAGUGACAAGCCACUGCUUAAAACCACUUAGCUAAAUUUAUCAAAAAAACAAAGUCAAUUUGUUAACAAGAUUUCAUUGAACCCUGCUUAACAAGAUUUCAUUGAAUCAUGCCACUGUGUUCAAUCUUAUUAUAACUAUCAACUGUAACUAGCAAUAUAAUGCUCAUGUGCACAAAUUAAUCCUAAUGAACUAGUUGCUUAUAUCAAAACAGUUUUUCGAAGAGAACAAAUUAGCAUAAGAAAUAAAACCAUCCAAUCAUUAAAAUAUAAACUAGCCGUUAGCCCAUGCUUUUAUUUUUUUAAACUCAGUACCAUUUUGUUUGCCCUCAUAUGUCUCAAUGCCUCAAAGUUGUGCUUGGGGCUAUCAACAAAGCAAAAAAGACACAUCUGUCUUUCAUGGGUGUGUUCUCUGUGAACAUUAAGCAUGGCUUUUGAGCUUGAAACAUUAACCACUGAACAAGAUUACAUUCACAUUUGAGAUAAUGGAGGACAAUUCUAUGCAUUCACAUAUAAAAGUAUGUAAAUUAAGAAUAUCCUGUCUAAUGUAGUGUGAAUUUUAAAAAAAGAUGUACGUAGUUAAUUUAGGACCAUUUUUUUGCUUCCAAACCAAGUGUUAGCAGGUAAUAAUGUCUUUUGCUCUUCAUCUCAGGCUUGCCGUAAAUGUUUUGUCUGAUCUUAGGAGAGGAAGUCAAGAGCCUAAAACUAUACCAAAAUAUGAAGUGAUCUUAUUAUUACCCAAUUUAAAUUGAUUAAGAAGCAUUCCAUACACGUCACAUACCUAUGUCAAAAAAAUUACCCUUAGGUUUCAUUUUUCACAAUCGAAAUUAUAGAUUUGAUUCCUAUAAAUCCACUCAUGUGGUACUUCAUUAUAUCACAUAUAUAAGAAUUAUACGAUAUAUAGAAAAUCCAUCUGUAUAGAUAUCAUCAUCUACAUCCAGAAAACCGAUUGCUUUGGAAGUAAAGCACCGAUGGAGGGCUAACCGAUGGAAGAUUUUGAAACAAGGGCUAUAUGCAAUUUCUCUAACACAAAUUAAUUUCUGAAAUUGAGAGGUUACCUUGAAGUCGUUGAAAGAGCAAGAGCCGACUGAAGAGGUGGGAGAUGCAGUGAUGUGUAGGUGGAGCUCCUACCAGCGAUUGCAGCCACUGAUAUUUAAGAGGUCCUUGGCGAUGGCUAGAAGUAAAGAUGCUCUUAGUAUUCAAGUCAGAGAGUGGUGAAGCAAAUAUGAUUCCUCUACUUGUUUAUGGUCCCUCCCUUAAGUUUUUCACUGAUAAAGUAUUGAAAGAUGAGGCAGCUGUUCAACUUUUAAAUGAGUUUCUUGGUACACUUUUUGUCAAUUCAGAACAUACCUGUAGUAAUCCUGCAUUGGAUCAUUUUGACAAAGUAAAAAAGGUUUGGGGACACCGUGACUUUCUUAGAGUUCUUUUAAAGGAGGAGGGUGCCCCCUAUCCAAUGAAGACAUGUAAGAUUUUAGCUAGCCGCAAACUGACCGAAUUCAUUGUACCUAAGAUUAGGAGUGAUCCUUCAUUUAAAGUUAUUGUUCAAUAUACGGAACCUGCAAGUAUGAUGAGGAGUGCCUUGAGUAUUAUAAUAGGAUUCUGGGCUAAUGAAGUUGCACUUCUUCCAUUGGUUUAUACAAUGGGUGGUCGUGCUUUCGGAGUAAAAAAAGUCAUCGGAGAUGCCCUUCCUAGUUUUGUGAAGGAAGCGAAAACUCAUUCUCCUUUGGGAGAAGAGAGAUGUAAGAAUCAAAUGUGCAUGGAGUCUCCAGCUUGCUGUAUCAUUGCUGAGCUUUGUCAAGAUGAAUCCAUUAGCAAAUUGGCUGACCAACUAACAAAGGUUCCAAAAGCAGUCACCUGGGCGGAAGAAUUCCUAGCAUCUCUUAAGGAUGAUGUUCCGGUAAAGUAUGCUCACUAUUUCAAGUAUAUUGAAAGACAUAGGUGUUCAGCAAUGGAGUUUUGGUUUGAGCCUGUCAUUAUCCUGCAGCUGAUUAAGGCAUUGAAGGAGUCAGCCCCCCUAGUCAAUGUUUUUCACAAGUAUUCAAAAGGAGCACAGCUUUUACGAUGUCAGGAACGAAUGAUUCGUAUAAAUAAAGAUCGUUUGCUGGGGUCGGUUGUUGAGAGUGAUUUUGUUAAUAAGAUGAGGAAAGCCUUGAGUAUUCUAUUCGGGUACUGGAGUGAUAAGGAUGUGACUCUGUUGUUUUCAAUAUUAUUUUCUCUUAGAGGUGAAAAGGAGACAUUUGCUGAGGUUGACUUGACAGAAGAGAGUGUUCAAUGUCUUCAUUACUUGACCAAUGAUUGUGGUGAUGUCGAGGGUUUGAAGAAUGUGCUAGCUGAUAACUAUCGUGAAGAUUCGGCAGAGUAUAUUGAUCUAUUUGAAAAGAUUAGGAGUAAGGAGCAAAAUGCUAUGAAGCUUGAUAAUGAUACGGAUCUGGCUUAUAUCGUAGUCAUAUUGAAGGGGCGUGACAUACUUUAUUUCAAAAAGACUCCAUGCGGAAGAACGGUGUGACAUACUUUAUUUGAAAAAGACUCCAUGCGGAAAUUAAUUUAAAAAAGACUCCUGCUUUGUGAUAUUACGUUGCUAAACUAAUGCCAAAUAGGACAAUGCUAAUUCUAGUUGUCUGAUGUCUAGUUGAACAAUAAGUUUUUUUUUCAUUAUGUUCAUCUUUAAAAACAGAUGCGAUACGUCUCUUUUGUGAAUUUGGCAAAAGCCGUUCUAAAGACAAACAUAAUGAAUAUAUACAUAAAAUAGAGAGUUGAAUGAUCGAUG
Messenger RNA from Cuscuta epithymum, 4810 nucleotides. Lineage: Eukaryota; Viridiplantae; Streptophyta; Magnoliopsida; Solanales; Convolvulaceae. The record is from the annotation of a GenBank genome assembly.